GAGGGGGGCGGGGGGGGAGUGGCUUCUAGGGCACAAAUCUCGCCGGAAUAUUCUCGCCUCCGAUCGAAUCUGGCCGGAAUCCGAGCGGAGACCUCGCCGGAGCCAUGUCUUCCGGCAGGUACAUGGCCUUCUCUCCUUCCCCCUCCACCGCCUCCCCUUCACCUCACCACCUCUCCGCCGCCCUCCGCUCCUCCGCCUCCUCCAUCGCCGACCAGGAGAAGUAUCUUGCUGAAUUGUUCGCUGAGCGCCACAAACUCAGCCCUUUCGUGCCGGUGCUUCCGAAUUGCUAUCGGCUGUUGAACCAGGCAGAAAUAUUGCGUGUUUCUACUCUUUUGGAGAAUGCAUCUCUUUUAAACCAAAGUGGGCUUGAACAUGGUAGCCCCCUAACAACCGGAGGACUAUUUUCAAAUGGAAGAGCAGCUGAAAUGAAUGGGUGGGCAUCAGCAUUUCAAUCAGAACCUUCAUCUGCUCACAAUUGGCUCGGGUCCCAAAGUAACUCCUCAGGUCUCAUUGUCAAGAAAACCAUCAAGGUUGAUAUUCCUGUAGACAAGUAUCCAACAUACAACUUUGUUGGCCGCCUCCUGGGUCCUAGAGGAAAUUCACUUAAGCGAGUUGAGGCAACUACUGAUUGUCGUGUUCUAAUAAGAGGUCAGGGCAGCAUCAAAGAUCCAGCCAGGGAGGAGAUGAUGAGAGGAAAACCAGGGUAUGAACAUCUGAACGAACCCCUUCACAUAUUGGUUGAGGCAGAGCUACCCGCUGAAAUUAUUGAUGCUCGUCUGAUGCAAGCUCGGGAUAUCCUUGAAGAUCUGCUCAAGCCUAUGGAUGAAUCACACGAUUUCUUCAAGAAGCAGCAGCUUAGGGAGCUCGCCUUGCUCAACGGCACGCUCCGUGAGGAAGGAAUUCACAUGUCGGGUUCGGUCUCCCCCUUUCACAACAGUCCCGGCAUGAAGAGAGCCAAGACAAGGGGGUAAACUAAAAACAUGUUAGAAGCCGUUAAGCCCUCUUAUCACCAAUAUUCCGUCUGCCUUUCGGAAUCAGACAUGCUGGCUGAUGCCCCCAGACUUCCAUGCUGGCCAUCAGCACCAGCACCAAAGGACGUUCCUAAGGUUAAUAUAUAUGUGCGUUCUGCUAUUGAAGAGUUUCUGCUUAUAUGUUUGCUUUGAGGGAAGUGAGCCAUAUUAGGUUUUGCCUAAGUUUGCAUUUUGUUUGUUUUCUUAAUUGCCAAGAGGGAGUUGAUAGUAUAUUUAUGUAAUAUUGGUAUGUGACGGUGCUUGCCUUUUGAGAUCUUAGUAGUAAUAGGGAUUUGAAGCCAUAAAGAAAAGAAGAAAAAGUAAAAAAGAGUUAAAUUUCUAGUAUGAUUUUGGAGACAGUAUAAUA
Molecule: messenger RNA, 1377 nt
Organism: Ananas comosus (pineapple)
Lineage: Eukaryota; Viridiplantae; Streptophyta; Magnoliopsida; Poales; Bromeliaceae
Product: KH domain-containing protein At5g56140-like
Exons: 7
Coding region: 105-971 (288 amino acids)
Biological process (GO): regulation of mRNA splicing, via spliceosome
Cellular component (GO): nucleus
Molecular function (GO): mRNA binding
Source: RefSeq, a predicted model, not a curated record